Molecule: messenger RNA, 642 nt
Organism: Choloepus didactylus (southern two-toed sloth)
Lineage: Eukaryota; Metazoa; Chordata; Mammalia; Pilosa; Megalonychidae
Product: high mobility group protein B1-like
Exons: 1
Coding region: 1-642 (213 amino acids)
Biological process (GO): regulation of transcription by RNA polymerase II
Molecular function (GO): DNA binding, bending
Source: RefSeq, a predicted model, not a curated record
AUGGGCAAAGGAAACCCUAAGAAGCUGAGAGGCAAAAUGUCAUCAUAUGCCUUCUUCAUGCAAACCUGCUGGGAGGAGCACAAGAAGAAGCACCUGGACACUUCUGUCAAGUUUUCAGAGUUUUCUAAGUGCUCAGAGAAGUGGAAGACUAUGUCUGCUAAAGAGAAAGGAAAAUUUGAAGACAUGGCCAAGGUGGGCAAGGCCUGUUAUGAAAGAGAAAUGAAAGCCUAUAUUCCUCCUAAAGGGGAAACAAAAAAGAAGUUCAAGGAUCCCAAUGCACCCAAGAGGCCUCCUUCAGCCUUUUUCUUGUUUUGUUCUGAGUAUCACCCAAAAAUCAAAGGCGAGCAUCCUGGCCUGUCCAUUGGCAAUGUUGCAAAGAAACUGGGAGAGAUGUGGAAUAACACCACUGCAGAUGACAAGCAGCCUUAUGAAAAGAAAGCUGCCAAGCUGAAGGAGAAAUACAAAAAGGAUAUUGCUGCAUACCAAACUAAAGGAAAGCCUGAUGCUGCAAAAAAGGGAGUUCUCAAGGCUGAAAAAAGCAAGAAAAAGGAGGAGGAGGAGGAAGACGAAGAAGAUGAGGAAGAUGUGGAGGAAGAGGAAUAUGAAGAAGAUGAAGAUGAAGAAGAUGAUGUUGAUGAAUAA